Opisthocomus hoazin is the source of this 5969-nucleotide messenger RNA. Lineage: Eukaryota; Metazoa; Chordata; Aves; Opisthocomiformes; Opisthocomidae. The record is from RefSeq and is a predicted model, not a curated record.
AUGGACUCAAAGGUGCACCAAAGCAUAUCAGGCAGCAGGACACAAACGGCCUUAGCAAAAAGUACUUUGGAGUCCCAAGAAAGUAAUUUGCUUCAAACAGUUUUAUCAUCAGUUACCGUUCCCUCUGAUGUGACUUUAUUUACCCGAGAACAAAUGGGCAGGAUUUCAGAAGGAAGACGUACGCCAUUGGUAGAUGUCUCCGUAACAAGCAAUGAGGCAUUCUUAAGUGAUGAUGAAUUUAUUAGCUCAAUUCCAAAGGCACAGUGGACUCCUCCACUCCAGUCUUUUGCAGUUUUAGCAGAUCAUCACUCAGUUAGUACAGUAGAGCCACCAAGAGGAACUUUAGAAUCUGUGUUGCUAACACCCUCGUUAUCUGUACUUUUUUCACCGUAUGAUAGCUCAAAAACAGCACAGCAAAAGACUCUGUUGAGCGCUGUCCCUGAACGUGGUAACACUCCUACAGAAUUGAAGCCCUUUGCACCAGAUAGUGAAAUGCUAACUGCGAGCAGAGAGUGGCCGUCGUACCCUCCAGAUACAGCUGUUCGUUUCACUUCCGUUCCUUCAGAGGCUGGAGUUGCAGUGCGGGAAAACAUAAAGGCAAGUUUCACAGCUCUGCCUUUUGGGGCUGCUGCAGAAAGGUCGCUGCUGUAUCUCAAGCUGCUGGAUAAAAGUAGCCGCAAGACCCCAGAUGCCACAGCACAGAGUGCAGACCCGUAUGGUGACGUUUACGCCGACGCAAGUAGCAGGGCAACAGAAACUCUCGGUCUGAGGACCUACCCCACUCCAAGCACUCCCUGGGCCACGCCGGCUUCAGCAGCCAGUGCUGAGACUGCUUUGUUUCCUGUUAGUCUUCCUCCACUUGCGUCUUUCCGGCUUCACUCCGCUGCCAUUUCCACGGACUCUAAUGCAGUUCUUAACGCCAGCCUGUUUACACGUGAAUUCUCCGGUACAACACCAAAUUUGCCUGCCGGUUCAGAAAUAUCAAGUCAGUCAGAGCUUCUUAGUGAGCUCAGGAGUCCAGUGCCUUUUGCAAAAUCAUACAGUUCUUGUCUGUAUUGUGACUCAUUUUCCCUUCUGCCAGAAGCAGGUUUUUCCUCAGAACAUGACGUGGGCUCAGGCGAUUAUGUUGAAACUUUGUCCGUCAAAGCCUCUGAAGUACAAGGCAUGAAUCCGUUUACAACUACAAUUACUGAUGUGUAUGAAUUAGAGGAGCCUACACCAGAGAUUUUUGAUACUACUUUUCCAUCAAGACCAGUUGUUUCAUUUUCUUCAAGAUUUGCAGAAAUGCCUGAUUCAAGCGUGUUUUUAUCAAGCACUAUGGACACUGUCCUUAACAACAGAACACCUAGAACAAUUUCUCCUUCUUACCAUCAGCUCCCUGGAGGAACACCACUGAACAUCUCUGUUGCCCAGUUUUCCUUCCCUGUUCUGGAAACGGUUUCUUUGGCACCAAGCACUCAUGUAGAACCUCCUGAUGCCACCACCAUGCCGUUUGAUUCUACCUUCAUCCCGACUGAGCCGGUAGCAUCGUUCACAGUCAGUCACACGACUUUACUGGAGUUGCCAGAAUUAAUGCCGUCAGAAUCUGUGAUUUUGCUUGACAAUACAGCUACAAGGGAAGAACAGUCUUUAAAUAUUUCAGAUUUUCCAUCUAAUUUUUUAUCAACACCAUUUCUUAUUGAACCUAGCUACUUGACUUUAUCUUCGGACAUGCUAAAUUCUUACCCUGUCAUGCAAAGUGAUGUAUCAAUGCAGUUACCUCAGACCUCGUUGACUUGGACACCAGUACUUUCUGAGGAUGUUCCCAGCUGGGAGUUAGCCACCACCUUCAGCUCUGCGACUGACGCCGAGGAUUCUCAGCUCCCUCUCGGCCAAACAUCAUACUUUUAUUCAAAUGGAUUCUCUGUUCCAGGUGCACAUGUUCCUGAAAUAACACCGUCAUCAGAUUUUCACUCUGAGUCGUCUGUGUUUCUGGAAGCACCCUCAGUAUUGCCAGUGGGCUCGGAAGUUGUAUUUACCUCAGCUGUCACAGGAGCUACCUCUCAGUUGGAGCCUUCACUCUCUGCCUCCCACUCCAUGGUUCCUACCCAGGUGCUGCCCGAUUCCGACACCACGUCUGUUCCCAGCAGCAUCUUGCUCGAUGAAACGAAUCCGCUCUCUUUGUUUACUACCUUUCUGACAACUCCUGUCUUAGAAGUAUCUUCAUCCCUGCCCUCGACCGCUCUGGAUUCUGAUGAGGAUAUUGGUGCUACAGUUAACCCCACGCUGCUUUUAACGUCUGGCAGCGAGGGCAGUGCCCACACAGCCCUUCCUUCCGCAGACCCCGACAACCUGACGUCACAUGCUGGCACCAGCAGUGUGAUGCCCUCUCCUACAGCAUCUCUGUCUGCGACCACGUCGUUUGCUCCCACUCAACCUCCUCUGACUUCUGGUCCUCCCACCGGGUAUGAAGUUCCAGCUGGAAGCAGCAUAACUGCUCUUACUGAUGCGUCAGCUUUCCCCACCACCACUGUCCCCACCACCACUGCCGCCGAUGCCACUGCUGCUGAUGCCACUGCCACCGAUGCCACUGCCGCCGACGCCUCGGGCAGCCACAGCACGACUGCUGCAGGCAGCCUCGGGACGUUCUCCUCCACCCCUCUGGCGACCACCACGCCGUCUGAACCUGUGGUCAUAACCUUUGCCAUGACCACUACUAGGCAACCCUACAUCUGCGACAUCACCGUUCCUGAUGCUUACUUAGUCACUGCGGUGCUGGCCCGAAGAGCUGUUCUACAAAAUGUCAGUGAAUCCAUCAGAGAAGUGCUCAGAGCUCAGUUCAGGCGAUCAGUAGAGCUAGAGGUUUAUAAAAUUUCCCCCAAAUUUGCUUUCUUGGUGACAUCAGGUCCUUUUGUUUACACGGCAGUAGCUGUCAUAAACGUGCUUGUGAACAGCAGUCUUCUUCGCGGUGAGGCCCCCAUGAUCCUCUCGCUGCAUCCGUCUUUCACUGUGCCAGAUAACAGAUUCCAAGUUCAGACAGUGCUUCAGUUUGUGCCUCGGAACGUGGAUGUUGGGUUCUGCAGCUUUAGCCGGCGCAUUGAGAAAGGGCUGACAAUGGCAUUCAUGGAGGUGAGCAAACACCAGGAGUUCUACAACUUCACUGUGCAGAUACUGAAUAUAACUCUGAGCAGGUCUGGGGCAGCAUUUCGGCAAGGCCCCGUGAGCAUUGUUUUUGCCAUCCGAGAUCAAUACGGUUUUCUAAACGGGUCCGAAGUCAGCGAGCAGCUAAGAAACUUGUCCGUGGUGGAAUUCAGCUUCUAUCUGGGCUUUCCUGUGCAGCAGAUUGCUGAACCCUUUCAGUAUCCUAAGCUGAAUGUGUCUCAGUUGAUGAAGUCUUCCUGGGUGAGAACAGUUCUCUUGGGUGUUGUCGACCAGCGAAUUCAGGAGGAGGUGUUUCAGGCGGAGAUGGAGCGGAAGCUAGCUCACCUGUUCAACGAGGCUCUGGUCAGCCGGAGGAUCUGGAGACGCGCCAGUUUUGCAGGCAGCAACGUUGUGCAGAUUGUGAACGUGUCACGGUUAGUUGGUGUUGACAACCCUGUGGAGCUGAUCUAUUUUGUGGAGGACCAAGAUGGAGAGAGACUCAGUGCUCUGAAGUGCUCGGACCUAAUGAACAGAGUUGAUAUCCAGCGAGCCGCGAUCAUCCUUGGAUACCGCAUUGAAGGCACCGUUGCACAGCCUGUGGAGAAGCUGAAGGAGUCCACCUCAGAGUCACAGAGUAACAACCUAUGGAUUAUUGUUGGUGUGGCAGUCCCCGUCGUGGUGGUGGUCCUGAUCAUGAUUAUUUUAUACUGGAAACUUUGUCGAACAGACAAACUGGAGUUUCAGCCAGACACAAUGAGCAACAUUCAGCAGCGACAGAAGCUACAGGCCCCCAGUGUGAAAGGCUUUGAUUUUGCUAAGCAGCAUCUGGGCCAGCACAAUAAAGAUGAUGUCCUGAUUAUCCAUGAGUCAGCUGCUUUACCAGGACCUAUUAAGGAUACUACCUCAUCUGAAAAUGGAGAUGUGCCCAGCCCCAGAUCCAAGACUCCCUCAAAGCCUGCAAAGACUAUUCGACACAGAGGGAGAGUUUUGCCAUCAGAUGCGGACUCCACAGAGAGCGAACAAUCCAGUGGGAGAGAGACAGGAGAAGAAACUGCAAGACCAUCAACUGUUGGGAGUGCGGGCAGACCACGCAGAGCAUGGAAGAAGGGUCCUCCUCAGACCAGCAGUGGAAAGGAGCAGCACUCCUCAGCCUCCAUCUUUGAACAUGUGGAUAGGAUGUCCCGUUCCUCAGAUGCCAGCAGACGGGUCCCAGGCAAGAUACAGCUGAUUGCUAUGCAACCGAUGGCAGUGCCUCUGGUUCAGAACUCAGUGCUUUCUGAUCGAGUAGCAGAGACCAACAAAAUUAAUAACGAGAUACAAACAGCCCUGAGGCAUAAAUCUGAGAUUGAGCAUCACCGCAAUAAGAUUCGUCUUCGCGCCAAGCGCAAAGGGCACUAUGAAUUUCCAGUGGUGGAGGAUAUGGUGGUGUUUGACCCCAAAGAUCAGCACAGAAUAUAUCGCAAGGCACAGAUGCAGAUUGACAAGAUCUUGGACCCUGGAGGUAGUGUGCCUACUGCCUUCGUAGAGCCCAGGAAGAGUUCUCGUUCAAAACGUUCUCCCAGGCAGCGCCGGCGACAUCAGAUAAAUGGUCGUCCUAUCGAUGCGGAAAAGGACAGGUUAAUUACAACGGACAGUGACGGGACAUACAAAAGGCCUCCAGGAGUCAAUAACUCUGCAUAUAUUUCUGAUCCAGACUUGCCUUGUGAACCUCAGACAUCAUCUUCAGGUGAUCUGGGGAAGUUCUCCGGCUUGCCUUCCCACCCAGUCUCCCAGUACGUCCCACCACAGCCAUCCAUUGAAGAGGCUCGGCAAACCAUGCACUCGCUGCUGGAUGAUGCUUUUGCACUGGUGGCUCCCAGCAGCCAAGCAGCCAGUUCCAAGGCCGUCACCACACCUGGGAUCUCUGAAGGACAGACGGGAUACACGGAAUUUGGAAUGACUCCGCCAGCAGCACCAGGUCUCCUACCAAGGCAGAACUUUGGGCCAGGUUUUCUUCAACCUGCAGAGUUAAUGCACCCAGACCAGCAGCCACCUGAGGUUCAGUAUUCCUCCAGAGGGAUGUGCUCAGAGGAGAUGCCAUUAGUGGCACGGCCACGACCAGUUGGAAGCACUGCAGGUUCUCAGAUACAGCACCUCACUCAGGUGGGAAUUGCUAGCAGGAUCGGAGGUCAACAAGUGGAGAUCCCCUCAGGCAGAGCAGGGCAUGGCCAGCCGGGGGGGCCAGGGUGGCCCCAGUACCGUGGAGAGGAUGAAUGUGCUAGGCGAGAUGCAACUCAUAUGCAUGGACACCAAGAAUAUUCCUCCUCACCAGUAUUCCAGAUGCCAAGGACUUCAACCAGGCAGCCUUCGGCACCCCCUGCUCAGCUUCCGCACAACAGCCUUCAGGGCCAGGGCCUUUGCUACACCACCAGUUCCACUGAGGACCUCCAGCCAGGCCACUCUUCAACCUCUCUUAUCAAAGCAAUUAGAGAAGAACUUCUUCGACUUUCUCAGAAACAGACAACAGUGCAGAACGUCCGUAGAUGAUUCAGCAUUCCGUUGCAAAUCUGCCAGGUAUCUGCUUCCUAUGGAAGCAAAGACUUUGAGGAAAUCAGCGUUGCUGUUCUCUCAACAGAAUGGACUUUCACAGCUGUGUUGACAACACUCUGGAAAAAAAUGAAAAAGGCAGCAAAAUGAGCAUAGUAAGGAGAGAUGGGGGACAAAUAGGGAAAAUCAUCAGUGUCAUCACAAGUAAUAUUAAUUAAAAUGCUAAAGUUACGGUGCUCUUCUUCUCUCCCUACCCUCGUUCAGCCUCACAAACAAGUAAAAGCUUAGGUUAAGAAGUCAACACUCCAGCAACAAAAAAAAUC